Messenger RNA from Tricharina praecox, 2226 nucleotides. RefSeq names its product aspartyl aminopeptidase. The record is from RefSeq and is a predicted model, not a curated record. The transcript has 6 exons. Gene Ontology annotation, cellular component: fungal-type vacuole. Gene Ontology annotation, molecular function: zinc ion binding; metalloaminopeptidase activity. The coding region runs from base 435 to 2057 and encodes 540 amino acids. Lineage: Eukaryota; Fungi; Ascomycota; Pezizomycetes; Pezizales; Pyronemataceae. Gene Ontology annotation, biological process: proteolysis.
UCCGACGUCCCCGCUUCAUCACGCUCGUAACUCUAUUAUGGUCGCCGCCUGCCAGUCAUCGGGUUCUAGCCCGACUGCUGCUAUAUAACUGUCGCCGAAAGAUACCGUAUCGAUGCCGACGGCCGAGCUGGAGGAGUCAAAGAUAGCGGGAGUGGAGGUGCCUGCCAAGCCACCGUAGACAACUGGGGUUAUCGGAGGUGGCGGGGGCAAGGAUCAUUGGGGAUGGUGACACGUGAACUCCCGGUCCGUGCCCGUAGGUAUUCGCCUCAAGUGACGGACACUGAUAGAUAGAUAGAGCUCCUGCGAUAGUUAACCUCCUCAUCUCCAUCUUCCUUCAGCUUCCUUCUCGUUACAUCCAGCCAUCGUACAUACACCUCCUACAUACAGUCUUCUAUAAUCUUCAUCUCAACGUAAACAUUCACAUUCACAUCACGAUGCGUACCCCCAGCACUACGAGUCUGCGUGCCACCGCCGCCGCCCAAGACCGCGAUACCCUCGACAUCGAGAGCGCGGUCGUCCGCUUCCUCCGGACGGGCGCACGCAUCAACGCAGACGGCAACAUUGUCAACGCCGCGAACGAGCCUCUGGACCUCGCCAGCGUUCUCGAGAGCCUCCCGUCGCGCCACAAGAAUGCCACGAGCAAGAGCAAGAACAAGUCCGCGAAGGACAUCUGUCCGGCCGAGUACACGCAGCCGUUCAUGGAGUUCAUCGACAGCAGUCCCACGGUGUUCCAUGCCGUGUCCUACUUCAGCAAGCGGCUCGAGGGCGAGGGCUUCGUUAAGCUCAGCGAGCGCGAGUGCUGGCAGUCGAAGCUGAAGAAGGGCGGGAAGUAUUUCACGACCAGGAACGGAUCGUCGAUUGUCGCGUUCAGCAUCCCCACCGCGUACGAGCCUGGUAACGGUGUUGCGAUGGCCGCCGGACAUAUCGACGCGUUGACGGCGCGGCUGAAGCCUAUCUCGAAGAAGCCCAACAGCGCAGGUUAUGUGAUGCUCGGUGUUGCGCCGUACGCGGGCGGAAUGAACUCCACCUGGUGGGAUCGUGAUCUCGGUGUCGGUGGACGCGUUAUGGUCAAGACUUCGGACGGCAAGAUCGAGAGCAGAUUGGUAAACCUCGACUGGCCGAUCGCGCGUAUUUCUACUCUGGCGCCGCACUUCGGCGCCGCGGCAUCCGGGCCGUUCAACAAGGAGACGCAGAUGACUCCUGUGAUCGGAUUGGAGAACUCUGAGGAUGAGCAGUUGACCAUGCCCGCCGGCACCUUCGCGGCUAGCCAGCCCGCACGUCUCGUCAAGGCAAUCUCAUCCGAGCUCGGAAUCCAAGACUACUCCUCCAUCAUCAAUUGGGAGCUCGAGCUCUACCAGUUUGAGCCCUCGAGGCUAGGAGGUCUCUCCAAGGAGUUGCUGUUCGCGCCGAGAAUCGACGACAAGCUCUGUUCGUGGGCUGCGCUGGAGGGAGUCAUUGAAGCUAGCAAAGACUUAGAGGGCCGGGGCACCGUGAAUGCCUGCGCUUUGUUUGACGACGAGGAGAUUGGCAGCCAGCUGCGUCAAGGUGCUCGGGGAAACCUAUUGAGUGGUGCCGUGGAGCGCAUCAUCGAAGCUUUCUCGAAAGAUGGAAAGGCUGGAGCAAACGUUGUGAACCAGACCUACGCCAACAGUUUCCUGCUGUCGGCAGACGUCACUCACGCCGUCAACCCCAACUUCUUGGGUUCUUACCUGCAAGACCACUCGCCCAAGCUCAACGUCGGAAUUACAGUUGCCGCCGACCCCAACGGACACAUGACGACCGACGCCGUCUCCUCCGCGCUGCUCCAGCGCAUCGCCGAAAAGAGCGGACACACGCUGCAGGUCUUCCAGAUCCGCAAUGACUCGCGCAGCGGCGGCACAGUCGGCCCCAUGCUCAGUUCGGCUAUGGGCUGCCGCGCGAUUGACGCCGGAAUGGCGCAGCUCUCGAUGCACUCCAUCCGCGCAGCGUGCGGCUCGCUCGAUCCCGGUCUGGGCGUCCAGAUCUUCACGGGCCUCUAUGAACACUUUGAGUCUGUCGAUGCUGAGUUCGCAGAGUAAAUGCUCGGUCGCGGAGGGGAGGGGAGGGACGGGGACGGGACUGUAUUAUACCCUACUUAGAUUCGGAACGGAUAAAUAGAUGGAUCAUGGAAGUGAAGCGAAGGCCGCGUGUAAACUUUAUAAUCGAUACCUGCUCCAUAGAUGCAAUGCAUCAGUACAUACUUCACCG